CGGCUAUGUAGGACUCGGUCUGUCUGCCCAGGGUAAUGCGCAAAGCAGGGCCAACCCUGCUGGAGCUCAGGAGGUCGAGUUGCGAGGAGCAGGACCCGGCACCGCGGCGCGGACAGCGGCUGCAUUGUAACCGCUGAGGGGUCUGCCAGCUUGCAAUCGGCGAAGGCACCCUCGGGGGUGUGGAUCUGAGACAGGCAGGGUCGGGGGAGGCCGGAUCCGAGAGAAGCAGCUUCCGCGGGGCGGAGGUGUGUGCAUACAGGCUGUGGCGGCCGUGUCUCCUGGGAGAUGCUGUGACGGAUCCGUGCGGGAGGAGCUCUCGCCUCGCCUCGCGCCCCACUGGACUUGGUGGCCGCGGCGGCUCGGUCACCCCCUUCUGAGUGGAAGUAUGCGAGACUUAACAGCACAAGUGACUAGUGGUCUCCUGCAAUUCCCAGAAGUGACUAUUCAAGCCCUUGGAGAAGAUGAAAUAACACUAGAAUCUGUGCUUCGUGGAAAGUUUGCUACAGGGAAAAGUGGACUUGCUUGCUUGGCUUGUGGUCCACAACUUGAGGUAGUAAACUCUGUAACAGGAGAGCGCUUGUCUGCGUAUAGAUUUAAUGGCGUAAAUGAUCAGCCUCCUAUAGUCCUAGCAGUGAAAGAAUUCUCUUGGCAGAAGAGAACUGGAUUGUUAAUUGGAUUGGAAGAAGCAGAAGGGAGUGUUCUCUGUCUUUAUGACCUUGGCAUAUCAAGAGUGGUUAAAGCAGUUGUUCUUCCAGGAAGGGUAACCGCUAUAGAACCUAUAAUUAAUCAUGGAGGAGCCAGCGCAAGCACUCAGCAUUUACACCCAAGUCUGCGAUGGCUUUUCGGUGUGGCGGCUGUGGUAACUGAUGUUGGACAGAUCCUUCUUAUUGACCUGUGUUUGGAUGACUUGUCAUGCAGUCAGAAUGAAAUAGAGGCAUCAGACCUUGAAGUUGUAACUGGUAUCCCGGCUGAAGUACCGCACAUCAGAGAAAAUGUGAUGCGAGAAGGGCGCCAUCUGUGUCUCCAGUUAGUGAGCCCUUCAGGAACAGCCGUUUCAACUCUCAGUUACAUCAGCAGGACAAAUCAGCUCGCUGUAGGCUUUUCUGAUGGCUGUCUAGCACUUUGGAAUAUGAAAAGCAUGAAAAGAGAAUACUUCACACAGCUGGAAGGUGGAAGAGUUCCUGUAUAUGCUGUUACUUUUCAAGAACCUGAGAAUGAUCCUCGUAAUUGCUGUUAUUUGUGGGCUGUUCAGUCUACACAAGAUAGUGAAGGGGAUGUUUUGAGUUUACAUCUGCUCCAGCUGGCCUUUGGUGAUAGAAAGUGUUUGGCAUCAGGACAAAUCUUAUAUGAGGGAUUAGAGUACUGUGAAGAAAGGUACACACUGGACCUUACAGGCGACAUGUUUCCCUUGAGAGGACAAACUAGUAAUACCAAACUGUUGGCCUGCCAGAGUAUAGAGAAAUUUCGAUCUCAUGGCGACAGGGAGGAAGGCAUGAAUGAAGCUCUGUCUCCUGACACAAGUGUUUCAGUCUUUACCUGGCAGGUGAAUAUAUACGGACAGGGAAAGCCUUCAAUAUAUUUGGGGCUUUUUGACAUAAAUCGUUGGUAUCAUGCACAAAUGCCAGAUUCAUUAAGAUCAGGAGAAUAUCUGCAUAAUUGCUCAUAUUUUGCACUGUGGUCAUUGGAUUCGGUUGUAAGUAGGACAUCUCCACAUUACAUCUUGGAUAUAUUAGUACAUGAGAGAAGUUUAAGUCGAGGAGUUCCUCCUUUGUAUCCACCUCCUGAGCAGUUUUUUAACCCAAGUACUUAUAAUUUUGAUGCCACUUGUUUGUUAAACUCAGGAGUUGUUCAUAUAACUUGUACUGGCUUUCAGAAAGAGACUUUGACUUUUUUAAAGAAAUCAGGACCAUCUCUCAAUGAAGUCAUUCCCGACGGUUAUAAUCGCUGUCUUGUGGCUGGCCUUCUCUCACCAAGACUUAUUGAUAUUCAGCCUUCCAGUUUAAGUCAAGAAGAACAGUUAGAAGCUAUAUUGUCAGCAGCAGUUCACACAAGUUCUCUGGGACUUUUGACUGGAUGUAUCAAAAGGUGGAUAACAGAAGAACAACCAAAUUCUGCUGCUAAUUUGCGCUUUGUUCUCGAAUGGACAUGGAAUAAAGUGAUUCUCACAAAAGAGGAAUUUGACAGACUAUGUACUCCAUUAUUUGAUGGUUCGUGUCGUUUCAUCGAUCCACAAACCAUACAGUCUAUCCAGCAGUGUCAUUUGCUUCUUAGCAACCUUAAUACAGUCUUAAGCUGUUUUGCAACAGAGGCCCAGGAGGUCACUGAGAGAGGUCUGAUGGACUUAAGCAAUAAGCAUAUGGUUACCCAGCUCAUCUGUCAAUAUGCACAAAUGGUUCUUUGGUUCUCUCAUUCCGGGCUUUUACCAGAGGGCUUAGAUGAUGCGGUGCAGUUGUCAAGGUUAUGCUACAACUACCCUGUAAUUCAGAACUACUACACCAGUCGUCGACAGAAGUGUGAGCGUUUGUCAAGAGGGAAGUGGAACCCCGAUUGCUUGAUGAUUGAUGGAAUGGUUUCUCAGUUAGGAGAGCAAGUUGAGAAGUUGUGGAAACGAGAUGAAGGAGGCACAGGAAAAUACCCUCCUACUAGUCUACAUGCACUGCUUGACAUAUACCUACUAGACAAUGUUACUGAAGCAAUCAAACAUUCUGUUACCAUUUAUUUGCUGCUUGAUAUUAUGUAUUCCUUUCCAAACAAAACGGAUACUUCAAUUGAAUCUUUUCCAACUGCCUUUGCCAUUUCUUGGGGCCAAGUUAAACUCAUUCAGGGCUUUUGGCUGCUAGAUCAUAAUGACUAUGAGAGUGCUUUGGAUCUUUUAUUUCACCCAGCUACUGCAAAACCUGUGCCAUGGCAACAUUCAAAGAUAAUUCAAGCGUUCAUGACUCAGGGCGAACAUAGACAAGCCCUCAGAUAUAUUCAGACAAUGAAGCCGCCAGUGGCCAGUGGUAAUGAUGUUAUCCUUCACCUCACUGUUUUGCUUUUUAACAGGUGCAUGGUUGAGGCCUGGACUUUAUUGCGACAUCAUUCUAAUCGAUUGAAUGUAGAGGAGUUACUAAAGCAUACGUAUGAAGUCUGUCAGGAAAUGGGCUUAAUGGAGGAUUUACUGAAGUUACCAUUUACAGACACUGAGCAGGAAUGUUUAGUGAAAUUCUUGCAGUCCAGUGCCAGUGUUCAGAAUCAUGAAUUCCUUUUAGUUCACCAUUUGCAGCGUGCCAAUUAUAUUCCUGCCUUGAGGCUGAACCAAACUCUGAAGAUUAAUCUUAUGAAUGAUCGUGAUCCUCGUUUACGUGAGAGAUCAGUGGCUCGAAAUUCUAUAUUAGACCAAUAUGGGAAAAUCCUUCCUAGAGUCCAGCGAAAAUUAGCCAUUGAACGAGCUAAGCCUUACCAUCUGACAACAUCAUCAGUUUUUCGAGAAGUUUCUAAACCCAGACCAUUAUCAGCAGUUCCAAAGCAAGCUGUAACAGGGACUGUGUUAACAAGAUCUGCAUUCAUCAAUAAUGUGUUAUCUAAAAUUGGAGAAGUUUGGGCAAGCAAUGAAUCUAAAAACGGCAUUUCUCCCUACGUUGGUCCUAACAUAGAAGAACCAUCUCCUAUAGUAUAUUCUCUCCCAGACCCAGAGCUGCCUGAGGCAUUUGUUGGAACACCAAUUUCAAAAGCAUCACAAAAAAUUUCUAGACUGCUGGAUUUGGUUCGUCCUGUCCCCCAGCCGUCUCAGUAUUUGAAUUUUAUUCAGCAAACCCCUUCCACAAGAUCUCCUUUGUACCUAGCAUCCAGUCCAUUGCCAUUAAGUCAAUUAAAAGGGUCACAUCAAAACACCUCUAGAGCAUCAGAAUUGCAUUUACUUGAAACUCCUCUUAUUGUUAAGAAAGCUAAAACUUUGGCCAUGUCGGUUACUUCCUCUGGAUUUGCUGAGUUCACUCCUCAAUCCAUCCUAAGGUCUGGACUUCGGACAACACCUUUAGCUUCUCCCUCUCUGUCACCUGGAAGGUCUCUUACUCCUCCUUUACGACUUAAAGAAACUAGAAUUUCAUUCGUGGAAGAAGGUGUGAACACAAAAUGGACUGCUGGAGUUACAGAUGACAGCAAAACAAAAGUAUUUAUUACUACAUCUUUCCAUAAAUGUGGAGUUCCAGCAGAAACUGAAUGGGUGAAGAGCAAAGAUAAGGCCACAUCCUUUUCCCCGACUAGUCCUGAGAAGAACCAUCAAGAAAUGGAUAUGAGGUCACUGGAUACACCCUCUCAUAGUUUGGAGAAACUGGAUACGAGCAAAGAAAACAGCAUUGCUUCAACCAGAUCAGACCAGACUACCUUGGAGUAUCAGGAUGCGCCAGCACCAGAAGACUUUGAAGAUAUUUUCAUAACCACUAAACCAACAAGCUCUUCCACUGAACUGAUCACUAAUUUAACUGAACAAACUGAGAAGGAAGGUGAUAAAGAUGUGUUUGAGUCAGAAGUAACUCCUCCAGACCUAGAGAAACAAACUGGCACUUUAGAAGAUGCAGAAACAAAAGACCUCCUAGUUCCAAAGGAGACACUUUCAGAAUUUCAGAAUCACUUAAGCCCCAUUCAAGGAGUUGAAGCUGCUUCUUGUGCACCAUCAAACCAUGAAGGGAAAAUCCUCUUUCCGGAAUCCAAGGUACCAGUUUUGGAUGAAGGACUAGUAUCUGUUGAAAACUGCGCCUCUACUAGUAGCACAGAUAACAGUAAGUCUACGGUGGAUACCAUUGGUGAUAGUGGAAGCUCGGGGCCCGUUAUCUCUGAAAGUCCUGUUGUCUCUGAACAUAGUCUUGAUCAGGAAGUAACAUUGAACCUUAAAGAAGAUCAUGAAAUAGAAGUUGAUGUACUAAAAGAAAGCAUUGACUUACCAGAAGAAAAGCCUCCAAUUUCUGAUGCGCCUCCUGAUACUCAAGAAAUUCAUGUGAUUGAACAUGAAAAAAUUGAAGCUCAAGAUUCAGGAGAAGAGGCUAGGAAUCUUUCAUAUAAUGAGUUGUAUCCCUCAGGAACUCUUAAGCUUCAAUAUAAUUUUGAUACCAUUGAGCAACAGUUUUGUGACUUGCCUGAUAAUAAAGACUCUACUGAGUGUGACGUUGCUGAAGUAGAUGGGGAACUUUUUGUGGCUCAGAGCAACUUUACCUUGAUUUUGGAAGGUGAAGAAGGAGAAUUUGAGACGGGUGAUUCUGCAGCAUCUAAUGUAUUAGUUAAAGCAGCUAACACAGCAACUGAGGAAAAGCACGUGUACAGUGGGGAAAAUGAUAAUCAUGGGCAUGUUACAAAUUUGCCAUCUAUCGUAACUAGUGAUCAGGAGUCCCAAAAGGUAGAGACAUUCCCAUAUGUGCCUGAACCAAUUAAAGUAGCUAUUGCAGAAAACUUACUAGAUGUAAUUAAAGACACAAGAAGUAAAGAAAUUACUUCAGACACAAUGGAACAGCCCAUUCUUGAAAACAUACCUUUAAUAAGCCAAAAGGUAAUGUCUUCCACCACGUUAGCCAAGUCUACGUUUAAGACUGUUGAAGAAACCAGUACAAUGACUAUGAAUGUCAACCAGGUAGAUGAUAUGGUUUCCUCCAGAACUCGCACAAGAGGACAGCGUGUCCAAAGCCUGAAUAUCAAAUCACAACAGGAAGAGUCAGUAAAUAUUGCUACUCCUGAGAUACUGGGGCUUUCAGUUUUGAAGAAAACUAGGAAAACAAAAGAAAUGUCUGAUGCUUCUGAAAAUGUCUACUCUGAUGUCAAAGGAAUAUCUCAGAACCAGCAAUUACCUCAAAAUCUUGUUACUCCUAGGAGAGGAAGGAGAAAAAAAGACACCGAUCAGGACACAUUAGAAAGUAUUAACCCUAUGGAACAAGAAUUCCGGGUCAGUGCAGGUAGGGAAUUAAGAAGGUUAAAGUCAUCUCAGCUGUUGGAUCCAGCAACUGAAGAAGCUUCUUUUAAUAAAGAAGUAAAGCUUACAUCUGUUACAAGAAGGACUCCUAAAAGAACUAAAAAGUCUAUUGAAAAUCAGGAAAGUGUUGAAAUUAUAAGUGAUCCAAAAGUUAAUAAAGGGGCAAGCCCUAGCAGAAGUAUCAGGAAAUUGAGAAGCAGUAAUUUGAAAGCUUCUGAAGAUGUAGAAUGUAAACAAGAUGGGAUGUCCAGUGACCAGCAACUGCCUGUUCAACGCAGUAGAAGAGUCAAAGAGAGAGAAGUUAGUGCAUCAGAUGUGAUGGAGCACUCUAAACUUGAUUCAUCACAGUUGAUUCUUCAAGCAGAAUUUGAUAUUCCUGCCACACCUAGGAAACGCGGUAGACCAAGAAAAGUAGAUCCAUAUGAAGAUUUAGGAUUGAAGGCUGUCGAGGGAGAGAGAAGUCCCAAAAAGAGAAAAGUUCUUAGCAUCCAAAGGAGAUCUACAAGAAACACUCCAAGUAAAAGUGAAAAUAUUGAUGUUGGAAAACUAGCUUUAGAAGAAUCCAUUUUAUUGCCAAAUGAGGAACUUGCUACCGUGGUGAGCUCUAAGAAGAAGCUUACCAAAAGGACUGAAAAUCAAAGCCAGAAACGUCCAUUACGCUCAAUAGCAGAAGAGCACUUCGGUAACGAAAUGACACACCAAGAACCAAAUAGCCAAGAAGAAGGAUUGCUUGCCACAGCUGCUUUGACUAAAUCUUCCCGUGGCACAAGGACUAGAUCUAGCAAGGCUGUCUUGUUGCCAGACCUUUCUGAACCAAAAAAUGAACCUCUUUUAUUUUCUACUCCUGUGUCAAAAGUUCCGAGGAAAGAGAAAGCUAAAAAAAUAGAAGCUUCUGCACAGCUGAAAGAAUUGGUUUCAGAUUUAUCUUCACCAUUCGUCUUCUCACCUCCUACUUUGAGGACCAGGAGAAAAAAUGCAUCCAGUACAUCCAAGCUCAUAGACAAACUGGAAGAUGAUUCUAAAUCAACAGAAACUGUGGAAAAACAAAAAGUGAAAAGAAUCAGGACUGCAAAAACAAAACAAGCGAGCAAAAAAACAGAAAAAGAAAGUUCUUGGUCACCUCCUCCAGUAGAAAUUAAGCUGAUUUCUCCUUUGGCAAGCCCAAUUGAUGGAGUAAAGAGCAAACCAAGAAAGCCCACAGAAGCAACAGGAAAAGUUCUUGGCAGGAGCAGAAAGAAACCAUCUUCCUUUCCAAAGCAAGUUUUACGCAGAAAAAUGCUGUAAUUCUUUUCCAAGUUUUUAAUAUACACCCAUUUGUAAAGUCAUCAGAAUUGUGUGGAUUAUUAAAAAUCAUCUAAUUUGGAAGUAAAUAAUUUAUAUAAAUUAUUGUAAAUUUUUGUAAACAAAAGAUCUUCAAUAAGUAAAGUAACUCCAUAUGGAGUGUGAUUCUUUUAGUCACAGGCAGUUUUUCUAUUUUAUACUAAGACUUCAUACCUUUAUAUAAUAUGUAAAUAUGGCUUAAUAUUGGAAUGUUAAAUAAAGUGUAUACUUCACAAUAGUUUGUGUCUGUAGAUUUUUGAGAGGGGAUUCCUGUUUUAAUAAAGAUUUUGUAUGCUAGUAGACAUUGAUCCCUUUUUCUUUCUCUACACUUAAAAGUAUUAAACCCAUCUUAAAAUAAGGACGAU
This is a messenger RNA of Trichechus manatus latirostris (Florida manatee), 7623 nucleotides long. RefSeq names its product AT-hook containing transcription factor 1 (gene AHCTF1). NCBI's taxonomy places the organism in Eukaryota, Metazoa, Chordata, Mammalia, Sirenia, Trichechidae. The record is from RefSeq and is a predicted model, not a curated record. The transcript has 36 exons. The coding region runs from base 386 to 7222 and encodes 2278 amino acids.